Messenger RNA from Vanessa atalanta (red admiral), 3685 nucleotides. It is a transcript of the gene MFS9, whose product is annotated as vesicular glutamate transporter 1. The coding region runs from base 159 to 1691 and encodes 510 amino acids. Gene Ontology annotation, biological process: monoatomic anion transport; transmembrane transport. Gene Ontology annotation, cellular component: plasma membrane. The record is from RefSeq and is a predicted model, not a curated record. Gene Ontology annotation, molecular function: transmembrane transporter activity. The transcript is spliced from 11 exons. Lineage: Eukaryota; Metazoa; Arthropoda; Insecta; Lepidoptera; Nymphalidae.
GUGAGAGGCGCGGGCGUCGAAAGACUAGCCAUCCAUACUGAAAAUUAUACGCAAAGUCAAAAGUCAACGCAAAAUAAACUCUGUGUCGCCGCAUAUAAAACCUCAUUCGUAUAAACUUUAUAGUGGUUGAGAAAUAGUGACCCCAGUGUAGUGUAACAAUGAAUGAAGAUAACUCUGUUAGUGAUGACUUAAAACGCCAGGCGGCUAUGUUUUAUAAUUCAACGGAAAGAGAACGAAUACAAGAACCCAGAAAACACAAGACAUCAUGGCGGUUUUGGGAGCAACGGAGAUUGGUGGUCGCUCUGCUGGCUUUCUUCGGCUUCUUCAACGUAUACGCCCUGAGAGUAAACUUAUCCGUCGCCGUGGUCGCGAUGACAGAACCCAUGGAAGUCGCACUGGAAAAUGGAACCGUUGUUUAUGUUCCUGAAUUCGACUGGUCGUAUCAAACAAAGGGGCUCGUGUUGAGUUCAUUCUUCUACGGGUACAUCAUCACUCAGCUACCCGGCGGCUGGCUGGCUGCUAAAAUAGGAGGUAACAGGAUGUUCGCGAUAGGAGUCGGCGCUACAUCCCUUUUGACGCUCUUCACUCCACCACUGGCGCACACCAGCACCGCGUUACUGAUCGCAGUGCGUGUUAUGGAAGGCUUGUUUGAGGGCGUGACGUACCCGUGCAUCCACGCAGUGUGGUCCCGCUGGGCUCCGAGCGAGGAGCGCGCUCGGCUCGCGACGUUCGCGUUCAGCGGCAGUUACGUCGGCACCGUAGUUGCAAUGCCCAUAAGUUCCAUGUUAACGCAUUACACCGGCUGGCCGGGUAUUUUUUAUGUAUUCGGUAUAUUGGGUUUGGUGUGGACGACGAUCUGGUGGCUCGUUGUCAAGGAAUCUCCGGAAAAAGAUCCUCACAUAACAGCCUCUGAAUUGAAAUAUAUACAGGAGUCUCGGGGAGCUCUAGCAGUGGAGGGGACACAAAUUCGACACCCAUGGAAAGCGAUGUUGACUUCUGGGCCUGUCUGGGCUAUAGUUAUGGCCCACUUUAGCGAGAAUUGGGGCUUUUAUACGCUACUCACAUUCCUCCCUACAUUUAUGCAAGAUGUAUUUAAGUUCCAAACGUCACAAACCGGUUGGCUAUCGGCUGUUCCGUACUUAGCAAUGGCGGUGGUACUGCAAGUGGCUGGUCACAUGGCGGAUUGGUUGCUGAAAAUGGACAUUUUGUCGAGAACCAACAUCAGGAAAUUGUUCAACUGCGGUGCCUUUCUAGCUCAGACGAUAUUCAUGGUAGCGGCUGCGUAUGCUCCCUCAGUGUCAGGCUGCGUCGUGUGCCUCACAAUUGCCGUCGGACUCGGAGGCUUCGCUUGGUCUGGUUUCAGUGUUAACCACCUGGACAUCGCCCCCCCACACGCUAGUGUAUUGAUGGGUCUUUCAAAUACUAUCGCCACGCUACCUGGCAUAAUCAGCCCACCAUUAGCCGGUUCCAUAGUAACGGAUAGGACGGCCGAACAAUGGCGAAUCGUAUUCUUCAUAUCCAGCGCAAUAUAUCUGCUGGGUGCAAUUAUAUACGGCGUGUUUUGCUCCGGCAACAAACAGCCGUGGGUUGUCGAAGUUGACAGCGACGCAAGCUUCGAUACAGAUGGCGCCUCCGUCACAACAGCAAGAGGCUACGAUAAUAAAGCCAUGGAUAGAAGUUCCGAAAUGUAGAAUAUAAUUUUGUGUGAUGAAAUUUUAACGUAAUGAUUUGUGGAUCUUUUUUAUAGCAUAAAUUGUAUUUAGUGUUUACUGUAAGUUGUUGUGCUCAAAUGUAAAGAAUCUAGAAAUAUUUCACUAGCACGUGAGAUAAGCGAAUAAUAGAAGUCUGGAAAGAAUUUUAAUUUAAGAGCGUUUUUUUUUUAUUUCUGACUCAAAAUGUAUGACAAAUAUUAAAGAUGGACUAUGAUCCUCAAAAGCUCGAAAUAAAACAUGAGUUGAAUUAUUUAAAUGCAAGAAUAAAUGUAUUCCUAGCGUCAUUAAUGACGCAAACUUUUAUGAAGAUUCUUUGCAAUGUAAACGUCAAUGUUAAUCUGAUAUAUUAUUAUUUUUUGUAUAGUGAAUUUUUUGAAUAAUAAUUUUAUAAUUAUGACACAUAACAGCACAAACAUUUUAAAUAUCUGAUGACGGAAUUCGGCGUAUGUGUGAAUGCGAUAGCAAUAUGUUUGUAUAGUACGCAAAUGACAGAGAUAAAUAGCAAAUGACAGCUAAACGUGCGAAAUUCUUCUCGAUCGGAAUAUAUUCAAUGAACCUCAAGUCUUGAUUUAAUAUGAUUAACUUGUAAUCUAGAUUUGUCAAUUGAUCUAUUUGUCUACAUACCUUAUUCCAAGGAGUAUGGAAUUGAAAUAAUAUUAUGAACAUAAUUAUUUAUUAUUGGUCUGGUGCUAAAAGGGCCAAAGUACAUUAUUGAGUAAAAUAUAAACCACUGUAUGACAUUUGCCAAAUAAUUUUAAAAAUAGUAAAUUUCUUUGUACUAAAACGGCACUUCACGUUAACAAAAUUACUAAUACCAAAAAUAUUACGCAGAAAGAUGUUCAAUGAAACAAAAGGCAACUAUUAUUUUUUUAUUACCAAUAUUAAGUGUAAUUGGUAUUAGCCAUUUUAGCACGAGACCACAGGUAAUAUGUAAAAUUAUAUAGUUUGAUUUAAAAUUUGUUUUUUGUGAUAUUUUAGCCGUCCUUUACUUUAAUAUUUACGACAUAUUUAUUGUAUUGGUAUCAUAUAUCAUAUUGGUAUAUAUUUUAUCUUGCUAUGCUUAAGUAAAAGUGAAUUAUAGGUGAUAUUUAUUAUUUGUAACAUUUAUUUUAUUGUGAAAUUAAAUUUAAAAUAUUAUAAAGGAAUUAUUGUAAAUUUAUUAUAUAUUAUAAGGCAUAUAGCAAAGAGUUUUGUAUAAUUGAAAUUAAUCACUGGAUACAUCAAUUCUAUUCGUAAAAUAUGUUUGCUUUACAUAACCCGCUUAUAGAGAAACGGUAUAUAACUAUAGUCUAUUCCAACCACAAGAGGACAAAAGCCAAAUAAACAAUAUUUGACAUCGAAUCAACGCGAUAUCAUUGGUUCUGAAGAGCUCGAAUAAUCUGUGUUAUUCAUUUUUGAUUUGCGAUAAAUUAACCAACAGUUAUUAGCGCACAAUAUAAGGUUUGCUUGACUUUAUUCCUUCUUCGAUUGCAAUGGACUAUAUAUAUAUAUAUAUAUAUCAAAGAUUAUUUUGGAUCUUAUACAAUGUCAUGUCAAGGUCAACUCGAUACUUGAUGACCAAGGAUCGCGUAAUGUACGAAGUAACAGUAAUUGUCAACCAAUGAGUCUUUAAUAUAUGAAUAUUUUAUUUAUUAUUAUAAAUUAAACGCAAGUAAAACCGCGAGGCAUGUCUAUUUAUAAAGGUGCUUGUUAUAAUCAACGGCAUUUGAAGUACUUAACAUAGAAAUCGUCCAAGCCCGAUGGGUAAUUAUUUAUAAGUGAAAUUUUGCUAAUAUAAUAUUACAUAAAAAUGGAUUAUUUAUACAGUUAAAUCAAUUAUUUAUACGCAAUUCUGUAAAUUUAUGUAUGAUUCAUAAUGUUAUCGAUAAAUAAAAACUCUAUUUCUUGUCUAUGUAAACGCUUAUUGUAUUUAGUGAGUAUUUAUGUGUGCUGUAAUUUUUAUCAACUGUGAUUAUUAAAUAAAUAUAUUUGAA